UUAUUUCUUUCGCCUGUAUAAAUAUGUGAAACUCGUUAGAAUGUGGGCUCAGUCGUCAGUACGAUUCCGCGAAGUGUGCCAAUUUCCGAAAAGUUGAAAAACGAUUGCAACAGUGGCUAAACAGAGAAUAUGAAGUGUUAGUGAAGUUAGAAAAAUGUUGAAACUAUUAUGGUUGGCGCUAUUUGUGACGGGUGUGGUUCGUGCAACGAGUAAACUCGGACCUGAUGGAUAUCAAGAUUCAAAGCCUAGUACUCCUUCAAAUAUUGGAGAGCACAUCUGCAUAGCUGGAGGAGUGUGGCCUAAUUGCGCAUCACCUACCACACCGAUACCAGUAACUCCGAAACCCACGACUCCAGCGCCAAUCGCUACAUCACCUAAGCCUAGUUGUUCAAAUGGAGGAUUUGGACCUAACUGCGUGCUACCCACAAGACCACCUCCACCGCAGAUAAGUUGCGCAAAUGGAGCAAUACCACCAUUCUGUUGUAAUAAUGGAGGAGUUGGACCGGAAUGCGAGAUUCCUGGCCCAUUGGGACCACCAUCGAUAAGCUGUGCUAAUGGAGGAGUUCCACCGUUCUGUUGUGAGAAUGGUAGGGUAGGUCCAGACUGUGAAAUCGCGUUCCCAAUUGCGUGUGACAAUGGAGGUGUUCCACCAUACUGUUGUACAAAUGGUGGAUUUGGACCCAACUGUAACAUUAAGCAACCAACAUCACCUUCUCCAGUGUCCAUUCCAGAACCUUUGCAAACCUGUUCUAACGGUGGAAUCCCACCUAAUUGUGAGAUUCCAAGGCCCCCGUCCUGUUCUAAUGGAGGAAUUCUUCCAUAUUGCUGUACCAAUGGAGGUAGUGGACCAGGCUGUGAAAUACCAACACCUCCAGCUUGCCCUUACGGUGGAGUACCUCCGUUUUGCUGUACUAAUGGUGGACAAGGUCCUUUCUGCUUAAUCGUACAACCAGCCAUCGAAUAUGGUCCAGCAGUUGAAGUGAUUUAUCACCCUCCUAGCCAUGGAACUUCAUCUGUAGAUAGCUCUUACUUCUAUCCAGCGCCUUGUCCUUACGGAGGCAUUCCACCUUAUUGUUGCGCAAAUGGCGGAAUUGGUCCGUACUGCGAAGUUCCAGUUCAACAGAUAGGCUGUUCUAAUGGAGGCCAACCUCCAUAUUGCUGCACCAAUGGUGGAGUUGGUCCUGAUUGUUUUAUUCCACAACCUCAACCACCAGUUCAACAAAUAGGAUGCUCCAAUGGAGGACAGCUUCCUUAUUGUUGCACCAAUGGGGGUGAUGGUCCAGACUGUUCCAUUUCUCAAAAUCCAAUUCAACCAAUCGGAUGUUCUAACGGUGGACAGCUUCCGUACUGUUGCACCAACGGAGGUGACGGUCCAACCUGCACUAUUGCUCAGCCAUCCUGUUCUAAUGGAGGACAACUGCCGUAUUGCUGCACGAAUGGAGGUGUAGGACAAAACUGUAAUCUUCCAACUACUCCUAAACCAACUACAACAACCCGUAGAACAACGACCACAACCAGGCGUACGACAACGCGCCCGCAAACCACCACCACUCGCCGAACAACGUCAACUACUCGGACUACAACUAGGGCACCGACAACCACUACGCGGAGAACAACGACUACUACUCGCCGGCCAACAACCACCACCCGUAGAAUAACUACAACGACCCGUCGACCAACGACUACAACUCGUCGUCCAACAACCACAACCCGGAGAUCUACGACUACCCGUUCUCCCUCGGUUUGUCCUUUCGGUGGCAGCCCUCCAUUCUGCUGCACCAACGGAGGUCUAGGUCCAACAUGUUACGUACCAACCGAUCGACCAAACACUAGUCCUCGCCCAACGAUCAUAACCACACGCCGAACCACUCCUACAACUCGUCGGACGCCACCAACUACUCGCAGAACUACGCCAACUACUCGGCGAACCACAACGACUACUCGACGGCCAACGCCCACGAAACCAGUUUGUCCAUUCGGUGGAAUCCCUCCGUAUUGUUGUACCAAUGGUGGACAAGGACCUAACUGUGCCGUCCCAACUAGACCUCCAACUAGACCGCCAACUCGGCCACCAACAUGUCCAGCCGGAGGAAUACCUCCAUACUGUUGCACUAAUGGGGGACAAGGACCUAACUGUGCCGUCCCAACUAGACCUCCAACUCGACCACCAACUUGCCCAGGAGGAGGAGUUCCUCCGUACUGUUGCACCAAUGGCGGACAAGGACCUAGUUGUGUUGUACCAACCAGACCGCCAACUAGACCGCCAACUAGACCGCCAACUAGACCACCAACGCGACCUCCAACUAGGCCCCCUACCUGUCCAGCUGGAGGAAUCCCUCCUUACUGCUGCACCAACGGUGGACAAGGUCCGAAUUGUGUAGUCCCUACUAAACCUCCAACCUGCCCUGCCGGAGGAGUUCCUCCAUAUUGCUGUACGAAUGGAGGACAGGGUCCGAACUGUGCCAUCUCCAAACCCUCACCUCCUACGGUGCCAGGAUAUCUCCCACCAGACAGCAGCAAUCCUGUCCCAAGUGGUUACAAGUACGACGUCGGUGAUCCACCGUUUGCAACCUAAUCUAAGUCAUUCUCCCUCUACAGCGAAACCCUCUUUAGUUAUUUGAAUAAAUUAAUUUUUCGUUAAAGAA
Aedes aegypti (yellow fever mosquito) is the source of this 2645-nucleotide messenger RNA. Its product is annotated as leucine-rich repeat extensin-like protein 5. The transcript is spliced from 2 exons. Lineage: Eukaryota; Metazoa; Arthropoda; Insecta; Diptera; Culicidae. The record is from RefSeq and is a predicted model, not a curated record. Bases 155 to 2575 code for a protein of 806 amino acids.